AUGAUGCUAUCGAAGAUAUUCGCAGGCUUGACAGCCCUGGCUACUGUCGUCGGCGCUCAGAGUACGGAGGACUCCGAUUCGGCUUCGUCCAGCGCAGGGUCAAGCAGGACCGCUUCGGCUACGUCCGCAUCGGCCUCCGCAGUAAACACGAUUUCGGAAGGCCAUAAGUUCACGCCACAAACAGUAAACGCAUCGGUGGGAGAUAUCAUCCAGUUCAGAUUCUAUCCAACUGGGCACUCCGUGGUUCGAGCGGAAUACAAGUAUCCAUGUAUACCGUAUGAAUAUACCGGCCCGAACAAGGUCGGCUUCUUUUCUGGCUUUGAGGAUGUUGCCACGAUCACCAAUGAUGGCCCUACAUUCUCAGUCAGGGUGAAUGACACUGCUCCCAUUUGGUUUUAUUGUGCAGCGCCGGGAUCGUGCAUCGACAAUUGGAUGAUUGGCGUCAUCAACCCCAACGCCACGCAGACUCUGGACGUACAGCUUGCGUACACGAAGAACACAACCAUGCAAGUCACACCGGGUGAUCCAUUGCCUUCUGAAACCGCGGCCGGCACGGCGGGUGCAACAGCAACUUCAGGCUCAUCUUCGGGAUCCGACAGCCAUUCUCAUUCCAGUUCGCCACUCAGCGCUGGAGCUAUCGCCGGUAUUUCCAUCGGUGGGGCAGUAGUGCUCCUCAUCGCAGCAACACUCCUCUACUUGUGUGGUCGGAGAGGAGGGCUGGACAAGGCAUACAACCGACAAAGUAGGCACGCGAUGGCGCCGCCGCCCAUGGCCGAAGUGAAGUACAAUGGCAGCGCGAAGAGCCCGGGCCAGGAGACAUUCGCGACGACGGCCUACUCGGUCACUCCUUCGAACGACCCAUACCAGCAACAGCAAGGACACGGCGUGUCGCAAGGCGUACCCAGCUACUCGGUCCACAGUGGAAGCCCACCGCCGAUGAGUGUCCACUCACAGAACUCAUAUCAACACUUCGGGAGCGCGCCAGGGAUGGGGACUCCGUUCAUGCAAGGGUCAGAAAACGGAGGCUUAUUCAACGUUCCACAGCGAACUAGCACCCCAGGGGCUCAGCAGCAGCAACAACAACACCCACAAGCUCCACCAGUAGAGCUGCCUACGUCGAUGUCACCAAUGCAGGCCUACGCAGCAAGACGGACGUUCAGUUGGUCCACGGGUGGCGAUGGUGCAAACCGGUCGAGCAAACCUUAA
Molecule: messenger RNA, 1206 nt
Organism: Diaporthe amygdali
Lineage: Eukaryota; Fungi; Ascomycota; Sordariomycetes; Diaporthales; Diaporthaceae
Exons: 6
Coding region: 1-1206 (401 amino acids)
Source: RefSeq, a predicted model, not a curated record